UGUCGGCGAAACAGCAGCUGAGAACCUUCCCUUUAAGGAGCCGGAAGUGAGGACGGGAUGGUUUGGACUGUGACCCUGCGAGAGUGGAGCGGAUUUGAAUGUUAACUUACGAAUGAAAACCCACUUGUGACAACCCACAACAGCAAUACAGGACAAAGGUUAUGAAUUGCUGCGGCAAGACACAGGACUGAUUCCAUAUUAAAGUUUUAGGACCUAAAAUAUCUGAGUGUAAUCUGUAAGGCAGCAUGACCAUGACUCAUGUUGGAGCAAUUGUGGUCGCAAUAACUGCAGCCGUGUCUUUCUUCCUUUACUCUUCCAUACACAAGAUUGAAGAGGGGCACCUUGGCAUUUACUACAGAGGUGGUGCGUUAUUGGUCUCUCUGAGUUCCCCUGGGUACCACAUUAUGGUGCCAUUCAUUACAUCUUUCAGAUCCGUUCAGACAACUCUACAAACAGAUGAAGUGAAAAAUGUUCCCUGCGGAACAAGCGGUGGGGUCAUGAUCUAUUUCGACAGAAUAGAAGUGGUGAACAGCCUUGCUCCAAGUGCAGUGUAUGAUAUUGCAAAGAACUACACGGCUGAUUAUGACAGGGCUUUGAUUUUCAACAAAAUUCAUCAUGAACUGAACCAGUUUUGCAGUGUGCACACCCUACAGGAAGUUUACAUCGAAUACUUUGAUCAAAUCGAUGAAAACCUGAAGUUGGCUUUACAAAAAGACUUGAUUGUUAUGGCACCUGGUCUUAGAAUACAGGCAGUUCGAGUUACUAAACCUAAAAUACCGGAGGCAAUUAGAAGGAAUUUUGAACUCAUGGAGGGAGAGAAGACAAAGUUGCUGAUUUCUGCACAGAGGCAAAAGGUUGUAGAGCAAGAGGCUGAGACAGAAAGAAAACGAGCUAUUAUUGAGGCUGAGAAAUUUGCACAGGUGGCAGAGAUUCAAUUCCAGCAAAUGAUUAUGGAAAAAGAAACGCAGAAGACAAUUUCAGAAAUUGAAGAUCGUGCUUAUUUAGCUAGGGAGAAGGCUAAAGCAGAUGCAGAUUUCUACACUUCCGAGAAAACAGCACUCGCAAAUCAGAUGAAACUGACUAAAGAAUAUCUGGAGAUGGUUAAAUAUCAAGCAAUAUCGACAAACAGCAAGAUUUAUUUUGGUAGUGACAUCCCCGACAUGUUCGUGGAUGCUAGUGUGUUUCAGCAAAACGCUGAAAAGAGGACUGAUAAAAGCUCCCCCAGUCCGAAAAAGAACGAGGCGAUUUCUGCAUCUGAAAGCACCUCAAGCAGGCAACAAAGAGAUGCAAUGAAGGACUUUGAAGACAACACAACUUAGACUGGGUGCAGAGGAAGGCACAACUUUGUUAAAUAUUACAGAAUGCUCAUUAUACAACACUGGAUUAUGUUGGAGUUGAUUCUAGCAUGACCUCCAUCAGAUUAGGUGCUGAAUUAUACUACAGAAUAUUUGGUGGCUUUAUAUAACAAUUUCUGCGAUCGUAACAAGAUGACAUUUUGACAUGGUGGCAAUGACUAAAACUGGUUAUGCUCCGUUGCAGAACCUUAUACCAUGUCAAAAAAUGCUUUUUAUACGAAUAGAUGUAGCACCUAACUGAAUGUCUGAAAGUUGGCUAUGGCGUUCUGUGUAUUUACCAAUACAUGUAAUGGGGAUUGCUUUCUGUACUAGUAUGGAUGUCACAGCAUUUUACAAUUGGAACACCUACAGGCAGUAAAUGCUUCAAUUGAGCAUUUUUCUGUUUUGAUUUUGGUUAUGAUGAAAUGAACAGGAAUAUGAUUGACAACUGUGAACAAACCUUUUUUUAAACGGACAAGCUAUAAUACUUUUGAAAAUAGAUCAGUGGAAUAGGAAAAUAUAUUUUAGAAUUAUCAAGAUACCUUUGUAUUUAAACAAUAUUAAUUGAUGCCAUGCUUUUAUAAUGGCAGCUAUGCUCAGUGACCAUGGGUAUCAUUGGAAGGACAUUGGCCUCCUGUUGAUCAAGGUGCAAAGGCAAGUCAGGGUAAUUUUGGUGAAAAGUGUUUAUUUCUUUUGAAGCUGUAUCAUUGCCAUUCGGUGUUGCUUGGCUUCUGACACUGGUAGUGUUGGAAACUAUAUUGGAGUCACCUUCUUUUAGUGCAGCAUAAAACAAGCAGGACAUUUUGUUUCCAAUUGAUGAAACAUUUUUCACAUUAUCUAUUGCAAGAAUACAAACAGUUUUGAAGACUUGUAUGCACCAACUCGGGUCCCUUGAGCGUUAAAAUGCACACUAAUUGUGGAGGAGAAAAGGAGCCAAUAUCAAUCACUGUCCCUUGGUAUUAAUUGGGCCGUUCAAGAAUGAUGCUAAAUUCUAUGUGAUGGUGCUAAAUUGGUUAUGUUCUAUUAUUAGCUUUAUUUAGAAUGAGCUUACCAUUAAUAAAUUACUCGAUUGAUAAUAUAAAGCAAGCCAGUUUACGAUAGCAGGCAUUUGAUAAACAUUCUUUUACAUGCAAAGAUGUCUAUUCUAAUAUCUGGGCAAUUGGUAUAUGCAGAUACUAAUCUUUAUUUUUGAUAAUUCAUCGUACAGUUAAGCAUUUCGCAUCAUGCCAUGUAAAGCUUUUGUGAAGUUCUAGCUUUUUAUAUGCAACAUUUGUAUUGAUUGGAUGCUGAUUGCCAUCUCCCAUGCAGACUUCUGGUUUUAAUGUGAAAAUUGAAUAUUGGUUGCAGUAUUUCAAUCAUUUCUCAUUGUAUAAAGCAGUGCCUGUCUGAAAUGAUGGCACCAAAAAAAAGUGUUUUUGUUCUACAAAAGAAUGCAUGUAUCUAAAUAGUUAACUCGGAUUUAAUUUUCACUUCCGUUGAAUUUGUGGGAAUAGGGUUUUUCCAGAUCUGUUAUCUUGGCAUAGAAUAUACAAAUGCAGAUAUGUAUUUCAAAUUGCUCUUUCUGUUGUAGACACUAUAAAAUAGUUUGUAGCUCUGUCAUUCUAAAUUUCUGAUGUUUUACCUGAAUUAAAAUGCUUACUAAUUCAUUUUUUACUGCAUUUGAGAAAUGACGAUAAUCUCAAGAAUUCAAGUUUACAUUUUUUUUUUGAAAUAUUCUUUACAAGGUAUAUAUGCAACAUGUGGUGUUUUUGCUUUGAAUGAUAAGUUGGGAUUUAAUUUUGCUUGUAAAGAAAUUUGCCAAUUCAUAUAUCUGGUGAAAGGGGUUUUGAACUUACAAUGAAUUUAAAUCGGCUAUGUCUAAAGCAAAUUUUGUGAAGCCAAUCUAAUAAGAAAAAAAGAGUUUACUCCAAAAUCUCACAUAAGUAAACUUAUUUUGAUAUCAAA
This is a messenger RNA of Amblyraja radiata (thorny skate), 3278 nucleotides long. Its product is annotated as erlin-1-like. The transcript is spliced from 13 exons. Gene Ontology annotation, molecular function: ubiquitin protein ligase binding; cholesterol binding. Gene Ontology annotation, cellular component: endoplasmic reticulum; endoplasmic reticulum membrane. NCBI's taxonomy places the organism in Eukaryota, Metazoa, Chordata, Chondrichthyes, Rajiformes, Rajidae. Gene Ontology annotation, biological process: SREBP signaling pathway. The coding region runs from base 246 to 1319 and encodes 357 amino acids. The record is from RefSeq and is a predicted model, not a curated record.